Molecule: messenger RNA, 3895 nt
Organism: Diabrotica balteata
Lineage: Eukaryota; Metazoa; Arthropoda; Insecta; Coleoptera; Chrysomelidae
Source: the annotation of a GenBank genome assembly
AUAUUAUAGCUACAUUCAUUAUUUUAUAAUAAUAAAUAUUAUAAAUAUUUUAAUAUAAAAUAUCACAAAAAAAUGGAUGAACUACAGAAAUUGGAAUAUCUUUCCUUGGUUUCGAAGGUUUGUACUGAGUUAGAAAACCAUCUCGGUAUGAAUGAUAAAGAUUUGGCUGAAUUUAUUAUUCAUCUUUCCGAGAAGAAUGGUACAUUUGAAUCUUUCAAAAAGGCACUCAUAGAAAAUGGAGCUGAGUUUUCAGAUUCUUUCAUCUCAAAUUUGCUAAGAAUUAUUCAACAUAUGAAACCAAAGAAAAAUAAAACGCAUGUUGAAGCUGAUGUAUAUCUAAAAGAAACUCUGGCUACCAAAUUUCCUGGUUUAGCUUUACCAAAUGAAAAACAAAAACCUUUGUUUAUAGAUGAAGAAGCACCUGCUGGAGAAAAUGAAGAUGAUGACAUUGUAGCUGACCUAAUGAAACAGUUUGAAGCGGAUGCCCCUUCAAACAAUCAAAAGCAAACAACAACUAAAUCUGGAAGUGCAAGUCCUAUAGAAAGAAAACGAUCAGAUAGGUCAAGAAGUAGAUCUGGAUCUAGACCAAGAAAAAGACGAAAAUCUAAAUCAAGGGACAGGGACUCUAAAAAGGACAAAAGGCGAAGUAGGUCCAGAGACCAGAAGAAAAACAGAAGAGAUAGAAGUGGUUCUAGAAGCAAAAGAAAUAAGGAAAGAAGUAGGUCUAGGAAUAGGAGAAGCAGAUCAAGGGAUAGAAGAAGUAGAUCAAGAGAUAGGAGAAACAGAUCUAAGGAUAGAAAAUACAAAAAUUAUUCUAGAGAUAAAGAUAGAAGAGAAAGAAGCAAUUCGAGAGGCACAAAACGGGAAAGAAGUACUGAGAAGAAGUUCAAAAGUGAAAAAGAUAAUCCAGAAUUUGAAGAAGAUCCUACUCCAGGAAAGAUAUAUAAUGGAAAGGUCUCAAAUAUUGUACCUUUUGGAUGCUUUGUCCAGCUGGAGGGACUUAAAAGGAGAUGGGAAGGCUUGGUUCAUAUUUCACAACUUAGAGCAGAAGGCAGAGUUACUAAUGUAUCUGAAGUAACAUCUAGAGGGGCUAGAGUAAAGGUCAAAGUAUUGACAGUAACAGGCCAGAAGGUGUCAUUAUCUAUGAAAGAUGUCUGUCAGAUUACUGGUAAAGACCUUAACCCACAUUCUCAUGCUCCAACUGAAAGAGAAGAUAGGGAUAGAAAUCCUGACAGGCCUGUAAACAGCAGUACAUCUGUGUUGAGACUUCCAGUAAACAUAGAUGAAGGAGAAGAAGACUCCCGGAAAAGAGUAACAAGAAUUUCAAGUCCCGAGAGAUGGGAAAUAAAACAGAUGAUUUCAUCAGGAUGUAUUGCUAAGAGUGAGUUACCUGACUUUGAUGAAGAAACUGGAUUGUUACCCAAGGAUGAAGAUGGAGAGGCCGAUAUUGAAAUUGAGUUGGUUGAAGAUGAAGCUCCAUUUUUGCAAGGUCACGGUAGAGCCUUACAUGAUCUUAGUCCUGUAAGAAUAGUCAAAAAUCCAGACGGGUCGUUAGCCCAAGCUGCCAUGAUGCAAUCCGCUUUGGCUAAAGAAAGACGGGAACAGAAAAUGAUUCAGCGGGAACAGGAGGUCGAUUCCCAGCCUUCCGGUAAGAAUAAGAGUUGGAUAGAUCCUCUUCCAGAGGACGAAUCAAGAAUGAUGGGCAGAGGAAUUGGCUUACAAGUUCAAGAUUUACCAGAAUGGAAAAAACAUGUAAUAGGUGGUAAAAAAUCAUCAUUCGGUAAGAAGACUAACUUAACAAUAAUAGAGCAACGUCAAUCCUUACCAAUAUAUAAGCUCAAAGAGGAAUUACGAAAAGCCGUAACCGACAAUCAAAUUCUUAUAGUUAUUGGUGAAACUGGUUCAGGAAAAACAACACAAAUAACACAGUACUUAGCUGAAGCUGGAUUUACAUCUAGAGGAAAAAUUGGUUGUACUCAACCAAGAAGAGUAGCAGCCAUGUCUGUAGCUAAGAGAGUUGCUGAAGAAUUCGGUUGUCGUUUGGGACAAGAGGUUGGUUACACCAUUCGAUUCGAAGAUUGUACAAGUCCCGAAACUAUGAUAAAAUACAUGACAGAUGGUAUGUUAUUAAGAGAAUGUCUCAUGGAUCUAGACCUCAAGCAAUACUCGGUAAUAAUGUUGGAUGAAGCUCAUGAACGAACUAUCCAUACAGAUGUUCUCUUUGGAUUAUUAAAACAAGCAGUCAUGAAACGAGAAGAACUGAAACUGAUAGUAACCUCAGCUACUUUAGACGCUGUAAAAUUUUCGCAGUAUUUCUUUAAAGCGCCCAUAUUUACUAUUCCCGGUAGGACUUUUCCCGUUGAGGUUUUAUAUACAAAAGAGCCAGAAACUGAUUAUUUAGAUGCUAGUUUGAUAACGGUGAUGCAGAUACAUUUGAGAGAACCCCCAGGAGAUAUUUUACUUUUUUUGACUGGUCAGGAGGAGAUUGACACUGCUUGUGAAAUUUUGUAUGAGAGAAUGAAAUCUUUAGGUCCGGAUGUACCUGAACUUAUAAUUCUUCCUGUGUAUUCCGCCUUGCCUUCAGAGAUGCAGACAAGAAUCUUCGAACCAGCGCCACCUGGGAGUAGAAAAGUUGUGAUCGCUACAAAUAUAGCAGAAACGUCUUUGACGAUAGAUGGUAUCUAUUACGUAGUGGAUCCAGGCUUCGUAAAACAAAAAGUCUACAACUCCAAAACUGGAAUGGAUUCGUUGGUAGUUACACCAAUUUCGCAGGCUCAAGCAAAACAACGAGCAGGUCGUGCUGGUAGAACUGGGCCUGGUAAAUGCUACAGACUAUAUACAGAGAGAGCAUACAGGGAUGAAAUGCUUCCCACACCUGUACCUGAAAUUCAACGAACCAACCUUGCAACAACAGUCUUACAGCUUAAAACGAUGGGUAUCAACGACCUGCUUCAUUUCGAUUUCAUGGACGCUCCACCGGUGGAGUCGUUAAUUAUGGCUUUGGAACAGUUACAUUCUUUGUCAGCGCUUGAUGAUGAAGGAUUACUGACAAGGUUAGGACGAAGGAUGGCAGAAUUUCCCUUGGAACCAAAUCUUUCAAAGAUGUUGAUAAUGUCAGUUGCCCUACAAUGCUCAGACGAAAUUCUUACAAUAGUCAGUAUGUUAUCUGUUCAAAAUGUAUUUUACCGGCCAAAGGAUAAACAAGCAUUGGCAGACCAGAAAAAAGCAAAAUUCAAUCAACCCGAAGGUGACCACUUGACGCUUUUGGCAGUAUAUAAUAGUUGGAAAAACAAUAAAUUUUCUAAUGCUUGGUGUUACGAGAAUUUUGUACAAAUCCGGACAUUAAAGAGGGCGCAAGAUGUGAGAAAACAACUGUUAGGAAUUAUGGACCGUCAUAAAUUGGACGUAGUAUCCGCCGAAAGGAACACUGUGAGAGUACAGAAGGCCAUCUGUUCUGGAUUUUUCAGGAACGCUGGAAAAAAGGAUCCUCAGGAAGGUUAUAGGGCACUAGUAGACAGUCAGGUUGUUUACAUACAUCCUUCAAGUGCCUUAUUUAAUAGGCAGCCAGAAUGGGUAAUUUACCACGAACUGGUGCAAACAACUAAAGAGUACAUGAGAGAAGUUACAACCAUAGAUCCAAAAUGGUUGGUCGAGUUCGCUCCUGCCUUCUUUAAAUUCUCCGAUCCUACAAAACUCAGUAAAUUUAAGAAGAACCAGAGGUUAGAACCAUUGUAUAAUAAAUAUGAAGAGCCGAAUGCUUGGAGGAUAUCGCGAGUAAGAAGGAGAAGAAAUUAAAUAUAGUUCAUUGUUUUUUUAUCGUGUAAAUAUAUAAUUAUAUUUAAUUUGUACAGAAAAAAUCUUUAACUUUGUAUAUAUAAAAUAUAGGGGUUUAAAG